Molecule: messenger RNA, 1965 nt
Organism: Punica granatum (pomegranate)
Lineage: Eukaryota; Viridiplantae; Streptophyta; Magnoliopsida; Myrtales; Lythraceae
Source: RefSeq, a predicted model, not a curated record
GCAACCGAACCGAAUCGAACUAUAUUUUGUCGGUUCGGUUCGCUCUGGUGCCAGUCUGCUCGAUAGCUUCGUGUCUGUUCACUCAGCCAGCACGGCUUGACCGGGGGGUCAGUGGCCAUCGUCGUCCGCGCAAGUCGUAGCGAGGAAUCGCCGGUGUGUGAGGCUGAGAGGCGCGGGAGGCUGCAGAGGCAGAGAGAGAGGGUUGAACGAUCUAUGGAUCUCCUUUGCAGCGCUUACUCAAACUCCGACGAUGACCAAGCCGAACAAGAACCCGAACCCAAGAGGCCCAGAGCCGGAAAUCCGACUCCACUGGCCUAUCAACCUCCUAAACCUCAGCCCAGGAAUGAUCUCGGUCGUCAAGGAGAAGCCCCGGUUCCUGGCAGGUAUGUUUCAAAGAGGGAGCGCGCUCUCAUGGGUUCUGCAACCCCUUCUGUUCCCAACCCUAGCUCGGAAUGUGAACCCUCCGGCUCUACUUCCGUUACGGGAAGUUUAUUGGAGUCAGAUCUGCACUCUAAUAUUUUGGCCUUGUUGAGACAUAAAAUGAAAGGGCGUCCCGAACCAGGCCAACUGCCAGAAAAGCUGUCUAUAUCUCUAAAUGGCCAUAAAAAGGCUGUUAAUGCUUUGCAUUGGUCCAUAAGUCACGCUCAUCUUCUUGCUUCUGCCGGGAUGGAUCAGACUGUUCACAUAUGGAAUGUCUGGAACAAGAACCAGAGAAAAGCACGUGUCUUAAAUUAUCACAAGGGCGCUGUUAAAGACAUAAAGUGGUCAAAGAUGGGUUGGCUCGUGCUUUCAUGUGGAUAUGAUCUCACAUCAAGAUUAACUGAUGUCGAGAAGGGCUCAGAGAUUCGUGCUUUCGAGGAGGAUCAAGUUGUUAAUGUUGUGAAAUUUCAUCCUAAAAACCCGAACCUCUUCCUUUCUGGUGGUGAAAAGGGUCGCCUCAGACUAUGGGAUAUUAGGGCUGGUCAAGUGGUACAUGAGUACAUCCAGCGGCUCGGUUCGAUUCUCGAUGUGGAGUUCUCUGAUGAUGGCAGGGAGUUUGUUUCCUCGAGUGAUGUGUCCCGCAGCAAUAUAAGUGAGAAUUCCAUCGUAGUGUGGGAUCUGGUGCGUGAGGUACCCCUCUCUAAUCAGGUUUAUGGGGAGGCCUACACCUGUACCUGUAUAAGGCGCCACCCUUUUGAGCCAUGUUUCGUGGCUCAAUCAAAUGGGAACUAUAUUGCCAUUUUUUCUUGGAGUCCUCCAUUUAGGCUUGACAAGUUCAAGAGGUAUGAGGGUCACGGAGUCUCUGGGUUCCCCAUCAAGUGCAACUUCAGCUCAGAUGGGGAUACUCUUGCAACUGGUUCUGCAGAAGGUUCCAUAUACUUGUAUAAUUACAGAUCAACCAGUCUAGUUAGGAAGAUUGAGGCUUACUCGUCUGCGUGCAUAGAUGUUGCAUUCCACCCUACUAUCUCAAAUGUAGUCGCUUCCUGCAGUUGGAACGGAGAUAUUUCGGUGUUAGAGUGACUUCUUUUGGUCUUUCAAUGGCUUAAUCUGUCAGCUUGGGUUCUUAAGAAUCCGAAGAUUCGAUCAGACACUUGAUCCGAUGUGGCUCAAAUCUUCGGGGCAUGAAAUAUUCUAUUUUGCAAUGGCAUCGUUCCAGACAGACACAUAGUGGCACAGAUUCACCUUGGCACAUGUUGAUGGGUGAUUUGGCUGCACAUUCGAUUGACGAGCAUAUGAUAAUCACUUUCCCUCCGGCUUGCAGAAGACAGUUCAAUCCAUGAGCUCUUUUUAUUCUUUGUUUAGGAUUGCGACUUUUUUUUGGGAAAUUAUGGCUAAGAUUAUGUGGCGUAUCAUAUGCUUUAUUUUUGUAGAUUAUGUCACUUCUGUUUUCCCGAAAUGUUCAUAUUUAAGAAAUAUCCACCCAUGUAAAUCCUUGUACCUUGAAUUAUCCCUGAGAUUUAAUUGGAGUUCCUGUCAAUUGUUCAA